CGGAGGAGUCCUCCAGUACGCCUUGUUGUAUCCUCGCGACCUUUGGCUGGGUGCUCUCCGACAGGCCAACCUGCCAUCAUCUCGAAUCCUGGCGCUAUAUCUCCGGCUGCACGCGGCUUUGGAACCCAAGGCAUCGUUGAGACGUUCUUCAGGAGCAGUGUUCCUCGCCUUCAAGAGCUUGCAUCGCUCGGUUUGCUAGAAGUCAACAAAAUGACCUCAUAAGCCAUUGCACCCUCUGCUGCAGCAAUGCUCAAGCUCUGCUGCGCCCUCGGCGCCGUCGGCGCCGCGGCCUACACCGCGCCGCUGGCCCGCCACCGACGACUAGCGCUGCGCACGCCGUCGGCGCGGCGCGCGACAAACGAAUGGACGGGCAGCGACGUCGACCCCUGGAAUCCUAUAUCUGAGGAUAGAGUCUUCGAAGUGUGUUACUUGGACGAGGCCGGCGAGCACAUCGAGGAGUGCGUCUGCGAAAGCGAAGCUGAAUUAAUAGAAAAGGGCCUCGUGCCCCCGCGACGCGGCAAGGACAAUUCUGAUCUGCUGUUCGCCGUGCCGAACUCGGGCGCGGACGGCGAGACUCUCUUCAGUUUGGCGGACUACGAGACGUGCCUCGCCGACGACGUUUGUGAAGUCAGUGACGAAAUUGUGGACAAGGCCUACGGGCCGGACGUCCUCGAGAAGAUCAAGGCCGCGCGCGGCGAGGAGGAGACUGCCUCGAUCCCCUCGGCGAAAGCGGCUAGAUUUCAUGUUCAUUUUGGCGCGGGGCGCUUGGGUCUGGGACUCGUCGUGCCCGCGAUCGCGGCGUCGGGCGUCCCCUUCGCGGUAGUACAGAGACCAAAACCUAGAUGGGAGCAGUUGUUUGCCAACUCCGAAGAGAUCGACGUGAGCGUGAACGGCGAGGUGAAGAUGAAGGGCGCUCAGGUGCUGACUCGGCGUGAAAAAUGACCUUGAACUUGACGUGGUCGCAUCGAUGGCGUCGACGCGAUGCUGCGCCGCCUCGACGCCGUCGACGCGGCCGCAUGAGGGAGCCGCGGCAGUUUCGCGACGGCGUCGUUCCCGCGCAGGUACUGGCAGCGCACGAACGACCCCCGGAGACGGUCCCGGCCACGUCAUUGGUCUUUGGAGCUUCUUCGGAAGAUCUAGCAUCCCUCCUGUCGCGAGCGACGUCCUUCUCCUGCUCGCUGGGUGCGGCCAUGCGAAGGGUGAUGACUUCUACGUUAAGUGCAUUACCGGAAGUAGUGUCGGAGACAGAUGUGGCCAUCGAGACAAGAAAGGAACAGCUGCGAUCUAGGAAACUACGGAAACGACGACAGUUCGACCCGUCCUACGAGAGUGCCACGGAUCGCGUCUACUCUGGAGACCUCUCCCCAGAAAAGGACCCGAGGCCCGUACUCUACUGCGCCGAGAACGACCACGAGUCUGUGGCUCGUCUGAAGAGGGAGUUGAGGACAAGAGUCCGCGUCGUGGACUGCAUGGUGGAUAGGGUGUGUACCGGUAGGAGGAUCGGCCCGCAAGGUGUUGAAAUUGAUGCAGAACCGUGGCCAGGAUCCAUAGUGGUGUUAGAACCAGGAUUCGACCCGCGCUACGUCCCCUUCGCGCCGUCAGUAGCUACCCUACCAGAAAGUUUGAGACAUGCCGAUUAUCUCUCAGAGAGAAAAUUUUCACUCGUCAACGGCAUGCACACGGUCGUGGCCUUUCUGACGCUGGACUACAUGUACAACCCGGUCGAUCCGGGCGGGCGGGAGUAUGUCUUGAUCAAGUACUCGAAGAUGCGAAGGGCCGAGCAGCGCAAGGUCGAGGCGUGGCGGACGGCGCGCAUCGCGAGACUGAUCGAGCAGUUCGGGAUUGAGAGCAUCAUGCGCUGGGAGGGGGCGGACAACGUGGUGGAAGUGUGGAACUCGUUGCUGGCGUUUGGGGACGAGGUGUUGACCGAAAGGUUUUCUGCCGUUGACGACUUAGUCUCUCGAGUGCUAGGUGGCGGAGUGGCAAAUAGGUACGAAACCCGAUUAAAACCGACCGUCAAGUGGCUCACAAACAGACAACCGGACGCAUUAUCAGCGUUUUUUCUCCAUGCCGCGCGGUGGGAUCGCGCACAAGCGGCGAAGACGGAAACGACGUCCCUCGAAGCACCGAUCCAGUCAGCAGCCGAGGCCGAAGCCUUCGUGCGAGAUACCUGCUCAGAACUCCUGAAGCGAGGCAAGCGCUUCUGCAACAAGGAGCUCGAAAUUACUCAUAAACAGCUCAUCCGCGAGCAGCGCCAGUUCGGCGGCAAGAAGUUCGCGCCGCUCGUCGUCGACGCCAUCGCCGAGGACAAGGCUCGGGCCGUGGCGAUUCUUCAAGAAAGACGACUGAAGCGGGAAGAGCGCGAGCGGGAGAUGCGCGUGCUCUACGAGUCGUCCACGAUGGUCUGAUGCGCGGGAUAGCGCACGACCUAAAAUUUGAGUGUUCAUA
This is a messenger RNA of Pelagomonas calceolata, 2448 nucleotides long. The record is from the annotation of a GenBank genome assembly. Lineage: Eukaryota; Pelagophyceae; Pelagomonadales; Pelagomonadaceae.